CGUAAGUUUUUUUUUGUAUUUGUUGUGUGCGUUGGCAUUUUAACGCAUCAAGAGAAGAAAAUAUUAGUAAGAUUUUGAAUAGGAAACAAAAAACUAGAAUGAUACAUAGUUUAUUUAUUGUUAAUAAUAGUGGUGAUGUGUUCCUAGAGAAACAUUGGCGUUCAGUUGUUUCUCGUUCUGUAUGCGACUACUUUCUUGACGCGCAAAGGAAUUCACCAUAUGAUGUCCCUCCAGUUAUUUCGACACCUCAUUUCUAUCUUAUUACCGUGCAACGUAAAGGCAUUUCAUUUGUAGCUGCUUGUAAGCAAGAAGUGCCACCUUUGUUUGUUAUUGAAUUUUUACAUCGCGUUGCUGACACAUUUGAAGAUUAUUUUAGUGAUUGUUCGGAAUCUAUAAUUAAAGAAAAUUAUGUAGUUGUUUACGAACUACUGGACGAAAUGUUGGAUAAUGGUUUUCCUUUGGCGACAGAAAGUAACAUAUUGAAAGAACUAAUCAAACCGCCUAAUAUUUUAAGAACAAUUGCUAAUACAGUAACUGGAAAAAGCAAUGUUAGUACCACAUUGCCUUUGGGUCAGCUGUCUGCCAUACCUUGGCGUCGAAGUGGUGUACGCUAUACCAAUAAUGAAGCAUAUUUCGAUGUGAUCGAAGAAGUGGAUGCCAUUAUAGACAAAUCUGGGUCCACUGUAUUUGCGGAAAUUCAAGGCUAUAUUGAUUGUUGCAUAAAGUUGUCGGGGAUGCCUGACUUGACUUUAUCGUUUAUGAAUCCGCGCCUAUUCGACGAUGUCUCUUUUCAUCCUUGCGUGCGCUUUAAACGUUGGGAAGCUGAGCGCUUAUUAAGUUUUAUACCACCUGAUGGUAAUUUCCGUUUGAUGUCGUAUCACAUCAGCUCUCAGUCUGUGGCCGCAAUACCUGUUUAUAUUAGGCAUAAUUUCUCGAUAAAAACCGGCGAACAAGGACGUUUAGAUUUGACCGUAGGUACUCGUACGGUUAUGGGACGUUCCGUAGACAAAGUAAAAUUAGAACUAGCUAUGCCGAAAUGCGUACUAAACUGUAUUUUAACUCCGAAUCAAGGUAAAUAUGCUUUUGAUUCGGUUACGAAAAUUUUAACAUGGGAAGUAGGACGUAUUGAUGUUACAAAUUUACCAAACAUACGAGGAACUGUUUCCAUAACACCCGGCAGUCCCAAUUUAGAUUCGAAUCCUACCAUAAAUGUUCAGUUCACUAUAUCUCAAAUGGCUGUCUCUGGCCUUAAAGUAAAUCGCUUAGACAUGUAUGGUGAAAAGUAUAAACCAUUUAAAGGUGUGAAAUACAUAACCAAGGCUGGUAAAUUUCAAGUGCGAAUGUAACGCAAUUAAAAACACUUAAGUAAUUCGAAUUAACCUGAAAGAACAUACAUUUACAAGAACAAAAAGAAACGAAAAAAGAGAGUUCAUUUUUUAUAUACAAUAAGAAAAGAAAAAAAAAAAACUAUUUUUGAAAAGGUAUAUGUUUAGUUAAUUAAUUGCUUUACAAUAGUAAUAUAUUUACUUCUUUAGUUAUAGAACUUCAAGAUAUUAAAAUUUACACACGCAGACAAAAAAGAAAAAAAGUAAAAGAAAAGUAAG
Molecule: messenger RNA, 1604 nt
Organism: Glossina fuscipes
Lineage: Eukaryota; Metazoa; Arthropoda; Insecta; Diptera; Glossinidae
Gene: carmine
Product: AP-3 complex subunit mu-1
Exons: 6
Coding region: 99-1346 (415 amino acids)
Biological process (GO): intracellular protein transport; endocytosis
Cellular component (GO): cytoplasmic vesicle; clathrin adaptor complex
Source: RefSeq, a predicted model, not a curated record